AAGGAAAGAAAACUUUAAAAAGCCGUGCAGUACUAAAAGUGCAGGACUUUGAGUCAUGUAUUUAUAGAUACAUUCCACCACCGAUGAAUUGCAUUAUGGGUAAUGUAGUGCGCCAGCUUUUGCAGAAAAAAUCUGCAAUCUCUGGUUCUGCUGCAUCAAAUGUGAUACUUUGUUAAAGUUAAACUUUGAUCUACUUUUACAGUAUUUAUACUUUUACUUGAGUAAGCUAUAACUGUUGCAGGACUUCUUCAGUCCUCGUUUCCAGCUGCUGCUGCUGCUGCUGCUGCUGCUGGUGAUGAUGUCAGACAGCGGCUGGGUCAUGUGAAGGUCAGCAGCAGCAGCGGCAGCAGAGGAGGAGGAAGAGGAAGAGGAGGAGGUUCACUGGGAGUUCACUCGCAUACAUUAGGUAACACCAUCGCUCGCGCUGACAUAACUAGUAUGAAGCAGGUUGAGUUGAGACAUUCGUCAAUAAAGAAGAGAGAUAAGAGGAGGAAGAGAAGAAGUCCUGGCUGCAUGGGACUAUAACUUUGUUAUGCAAAACAGCCUCCUGAUCUGGAUGUGUUUCACCGUCUCUUGCUGCAACAUGCAAACACUUUGUGAGCGUCUGUGGGAGAUCUAGCUGGGUCUGUUGUUGCAGAGCUCACACGCCCCUUUGAAUGCAACACUGGGAAGGCAUGCUUUGCUGUUGAAAAACACCAGUUUGCAUUAAAACUGAAAACGGCUGAGAGAAAGCUGUGCACUUCUUGCUGUGGAGGAUUUUUGCACAUGCUGGAUACAACAUCUCCAUCGCUGAGAUCAUGUUUGACUAUCUGGAAUUUCAAGCUUUCGGUCCUGGAGAGAUCAUGAUGGACUUGUACACUUCUUCAACAUCCAACCCUGCUGCAUGCACGCUGCAGGAGCAGGACCAGGACCAGGAGCAGGAGCAGGAGCAGGACCUGGCAGCCUUCUUCCCAGAGCUGAUCGAGGCGGACUGGCAGCAGCAGCACCGGUGCUCACAAUCCGUUGGAAGCCAGAGCUCCAGCUCCAGCUCAGACGACUUGUUCGCCGGCCCAGCCUCCCCCCUGCCACCUCCUCGCACUUACAAGCCCUGUUUUGUGUGUCAAGACAAGUCGUCAGGAUACCACUAUGGCGUCAGCGCCUGCGAGGGCUGCAAGGGCUUCUUCCGCCGCAGCGUGCAGAAAAACAUGGUGUACACCUGCCACCGAGACAGAAACUGCAUCAUCAACAAGAUAACCAGGAACCGCUGUCAGUACUGUCGGCUCCAGAGGUGCUUCGCAGCGGGAAUGUCCAAGGAGUUGAGAAAUGACCGGAACAGCAGGAAGGGGAAGAAGGAGGCGGUGAAGAUGACCAUCAUGGAGACGUACGAGCUGACGGCGGAGCUCGGCCUGAUAGUGGAGAAGAUCUGCAGAGCUCACAGAGAGACCUUCCCCGCUCUUUGCCAGCUGGGAAAAUACACCACAAACUCCAGCUCAGACCACAGGAUCCAGCUGGAUCUCGGGCUGUGGGACAAAUUCAGCGAGCUCGCCACCAAGUGCAUCAUCAAGGUGGUGGAGUUCGCCAAGCGAGUGCCGGGUUUCACCGGCCUGACCAUCGCUGACCAGAUUACUCUGCUCAAAACCGCCUGCCUGGACAUCCUGAUCCUGAGGAUUUGCACUCGCUACACUCCUGACCAGGACACCAUGACCUUCUCCGACGGGCUGACCCUGACCCGCACUCAAAUCCACAACGCCGGCUUCGGACCGCUGACGGAUCAGGUCUUCACAUUUGCCGGCCAGCUGCUGCCGCUGCAGAUGGACGACACGGAGAGCGGCCUCCUCAGCGCCAUCUGUCUCGUCUCUGGAGACCGACAGGACCUAGAGGAGCCGUCUAAAGUGGAGGUGCUGCAGGAGCCGCUGCUGGAGGCGCUGAAGAUCUACUCCCGCAAGCGGCGGCCCAGCAUGCCCCUCAUGUUCCCCAAAGCCCUCAUGAAAAUCACUGACCUGCGCAGCAUCAGUGCCAAAGGAGCUGAGAGGGUGGUGACUCUGAAGAUGGAGAUCCCGGGCUCCAUGCCCCCUCUGAUCGAGGAGAUGCUGGAGGAUCUGCAGAACCUGGAGAAACACUCCGAGGAGGCAAACACCAGCCAGGACACACACACAACACCGACUCCUCACAGCACAUGAACUUCUCUGACUUCUUACUCUGAAGUCGCUCAAAGAACGUUGGGCUCCCGUCUUCCCUCCCAGAGAAAACGCUAACAAUACAAACUACAGAUGCAGUGCAGAGGGUUACUAGUGUCUUACCUCAGUUGUCAAAGACGCCGCUGUGUUUGAGAAGAGAUUCAGUUGUUACACUAACGACUACGCCGAUGAACGAAGAGCUAACUUCUGCUUCAAAGCGCAAAAAAGAAAAUGAUGCAGUAAUGUUUUGAUUUGUAUCACAUUUCAUUUUUAACCCCUCCUGGCAGACACCUCAUAACCACUGGGAAUCACACAGGUUUCUACUGUAUUUAUAUUUGCAUGGAUUAAUUUUUACCUCUUUAAAUAACAAUGACUUUAGCAUUAGCGUAGCAAAGUUAGUAAACAUAUGGAUAAUUUAUUGAUUUCCAUAUGUGUAAAAAGAAAGCUCUGGACUAACUGUUUGAACAUAUUUGGAGAAAAAAAAAUGAUUUAUCUGCACAAAAGGGAAAUAUAAAAGCUCAUACUCAUAAAGGUGAAUGUUCAUAACUGGCAUUAACAGAGUUCACAAACAUAUGUAACUAAGUUUAUACGGGAAAAUAGGAAAGAAAACUGCGUACAUGCCAUGGACACUACUUUUUUUGUUCCACCGUGGCAUGUUUUUUGAGAACACUAUAAAAAUAAUGCACUCAUCUCACAACUCAGAGUUCAGACACAAAUAAAAUGAAAUGGUGGAGGGUAAAUGUAGAGCACUGGAUAGUAAACGGAGUGAUUUUGGACACAGCCUAAAGGCCUUUACACACCGGGGGGCGUGACGAAUGCAUGACACGAAAAUGCAAAUAUUUCAAAACUAUUCAUACCGGCAGCGAUGCAAGUUUGCGACAGUUGCAACACUUCUUCAAUAAAAGGUUAGAAUAGAUUUGCGCAGGUAGAGGACCAACUACCAGGAUCCUAUUGAGCCAGAGCAGCGUCUGUCUGAGAUAAAUUGGAUCUGGUCUGCGCUGCCUUUGUCAAGGUUGAAUGGAGUAAUAAAGUUUGCCGUCUUGGUUCGGACAACGUAGCCUCCAUGUUGUUGUACACUAUAGUGUAUGUAUUGAAUAUGUCCGUUCCACAAAACGUGAUUGGUUGAAGCCUUUAUUCGCGGUGCAAGCGGUGCAAGCGGUGCAAGCGGUGCAAGCGGUGCAAAUCAACCUUGUUCCGAAAAAAAUGACGUCGCUUUUUCGCUGCGUAAUAUUUGCGUUCUGCGUGAAAGUACUCGUGACAAAAACAACAAUUCGAAAAAAUAUAUUGAUGUGCGAUUUAAUCACACA
Sebastes umbrosus (honeycomb rockfish) is the source of this 3463-nucleotide messenger RNA. Its product is annotated as retinoic acid receptor beta-like. Gene Ontology annotation, biological process: regulation of transcription by RNA polymerase II; cellular response to corticotropin-releasing hormone stimulus; retinoic acid receptor signaling pathway. The transcript has 8 exons. The record is from RefSeq and is a predicted model, not a curated record. Lineage: Eukaryota; Metazoa; Chordata; Actinopteri; Perciformes; Sebastidae. The coding region runs from base 798 to 2159 and encodes 453 amino acids. Gene Ontology annotation, molecular function: nuclear glucocorticoid receptor binding; RNA polymerase II cis-regulatory region sequence-specific DNA binding; zinc ion binding. Gene Ontology annotation, cellular component: nucleus; transcription regulator complex.